AUGAUGGACUCUUCCACGAGGAAACCUCGUACACUUGUUUUGUGCUUUGAUGGAACCUCUAACGAAUAUGAUGAAGAUAAUACGAACGUGGUGAAGUUGUUCGCACUGCUGAAGAAGGAUGCUACCGAUGAGCAGCUGUGCUAUUAUCAGUCCGGCGUUGGCACUUGGUUUCAGCCUGGUGUUGUUUCGCCACUUUUCAAUUGGGGAGCGAAGAUCUUGGAUCUCGCUUUCGCUUGGUAUAUGGACGCCCAUGUUCUCGAGGGCUAUAAGUUUUUGAUGCAGAACUACCGAGCGGGGGACAAGAUCUGUAUUUUUGGUUUCUCUAGAGGUGCAUAUACUGCGAGAGCGUUGGCUGGUUUCCUUUACAAGUGUGGCCUCCUUCCUCGCGACAAUGACUCCCAAAUGCCGUUCGCCUACAAGCUCUAUAAGCGCACAGAUACAGCGGGGCUUCAGCUCUGUGCAGGAUUUAAGCAAACUUAUUGCCGUAAUAUCACAGUCGAAUUCGUCGGCGUCUGGGAUACGGUAGCCAGUGUCGGCGUCCUCGCCGGUCGCACUCUUCCAUUCACCAACGCAAACCGGGGAAUCAAGACCUUCCGACAUGCGUUAUCCCUUGACGAGCACCGGGCAAAGUUCAGACCAAACUUCUACCACCGGCCUGUACAUACCGAAGCGCUCGCCGCGGAAGAACGCGCCCAGGAAGAAGCCGUGGAGAAAGGGGUCGUGGAAGCAUUAGAUGAGUUCGAUAAAGCGUCGUCCUCUUCUGCGGCUGGGUCCAUCGACAAGAAGAAGCGUUUUUCAGGUCGAAGUGUCCCUUUCAGGAAGAAGACCGUGGAAAGGAAGGCUACUGGAAAGUCAUUUGCACCCGAGCUGGAGGACGAAAUUAUCCCCGCAGAUGUUUUGGAAGUUUGGUUUUCUGGGUGCCACGGCGACGUUGGAGGAGGCUCUGUACCCAACAGCGCCUUCGAAUCUCUCGCCAACAUCAGUUUGAGGUGGAUGGUGCGCGAGGUGAUCGCAUCUAGGUGCGGUGUGUUGUUUGAUCCUGCGUCCCUUGCUCGCGCUCGAAUCGAUAUCUCCCCCGAACGCACUCCGCAUGAAAUGGAAAUGGAUGAUAAAGAUUCCUUGGAGCCUAUUGACGACGAAUUGGUCAAGACAAAGAUGUGGUGGGUCUUGGAAAUAUUACCGUUGCAUUUUACAUGGCAGGAUGCGGAUGGAAAUUGGCACACGGAUUUUGGUUGCCACAUGGGAAGGGGGCGACGUAUUGUGGACCCUCACCCGAAUUUCCAUGUGACGGUCCAGAAACGUAUGAAGAGCGCCCUAAAAUAUAAACCUAAGGCGGCUUGGACGGCGGGGACGGAAGUAUACGUUCAUUGA
This is a messenger RNA of Laccaria bicolor S238N-H82, 1371 nucleotides long. RefSeq lists its product as uncharacterized. Lineage: Eukaryota; Fungi; Basidiomycota; Agaricomycetes; Agaricales; Hydnangiaceae. The coding region runs from base 1 to 1371 and encodes 456 amino acids. The record is from RefSeq and is a predicted model, not a curated record. The transcript is spliced from 11 exons.